CACCGGCACCGGCAACGGCACCGUCGACAAUAUGGUUAAGGAAUGCGCUCACCACAGCAAAAAACGCCCAAAACUAAUCCGGCGAAUCUACGCCGGAGUCCUAAUCUUCCUCUUCCUUGUCCUUCUCACGAUCCUCUUAAUUUGGGCCAUUCUUCAGCCGACAAAGCCCAAAUUCAUCAUCCAAGACGCCACCGUCUUCCUCUUCAACGUCACCGCCGCUAAUUUUAUCUCCUCCAGUAUCCAAGUCACCAUCUCCUCCCGGAACCCUAACGACAAGAUCGGAAUCUACUACGACCGCCUCGAUGUCUACGCCGUCUACCGGAACCAACAGAUCACUCUCCGUACCGUCAUUCAACCUAACUAUCAAGGCCACAACGACAUCAACAUCUGGUCGCCGUUCGUCGUCGGUAACGCCGUUCCGAUCUCUCCCUACAACGGCGCCGCUCUCAACCAAGACCAGGCCGUCGGCACCGUCUUGUUGUCCAUCAAAAUCGACGGUCGCGUCCGAUUCAAGGUCGGCACCUUCAUCUCCGGCCGCUACCAUCUCAACGUCGACUGCCCGGCGGCUAUCAUGUUCGGAAAUCCAACCGCCGGUAUUAUAGUCGGUAAUAACGUCGUUAAAUACCAGCUGGUACGGCCGUGCAGCGUCAGUGUUUAAGCUCCCGUUAUUGCCGUCAGAAUUCUUGCUCUCCGUUUUCUCUCUCCUUAACGCCGUUAGUUUCCUAUAUUUCUCUGUCCUUUUUUUUCAAUUUAAGACGAUACGUCAGGAUAAAGGUCUGUGAAUUGUAAAUUUUUCCAAAUAAUAAAAAUGAAAAAUGAAAAAAUAAAAAUAAAAAUUAUUACGUGAAUUUGUAAAGAGAGCAAAAAUUUAGAGGUCGGGGGCAAUUGUGUAAUUUUCUAUUACAUUUGUAUUUAAUAUUUAUAAUGAAAA
Cucurbita pepo subsp. pepo (vegetable marrow) is the source of this 931-nucleotide messenger RNA. RefSeq names its product NDR1/HIN1-like protein 1. Lineage: Eukaryota; Viridiplantae; Streptophyta; Magnoliopsida; Cucurbitales; Cucurbitaceae. Gene Ontology annotation, biological process: defense response to other organism. The record is from RefSeq and is a predicted model, not a curated record. Gene Ontology annotation, cellular component: plasma membrane; plasmodesma.